Molecule: messenger RNA, 5655 nt
Organism: Marmota monax (woodchuck)
Lineage: Eukaryota; Metazoa; Chordata; Mammalia; Rodentia; Sciuridae
Gene: Ikbke
Product: inhibitor of nuclear factor kappa B kinase subunit epsilon
Exons: 22
Coding region: 347-2503 (718 amino acids)
Biological process (GO): peptidyl-serine phosphorylation
Cellular component (GO): cytoplasm
Molecular function (GO): protein serine/threonine kinase activity; ATP binding
Source: RefSeq, a predicted model, not a curated record
AACGAAAUCAGGAAGUAUGAGAGAGCCCAGAGCCAGGGCUCUACAGAGCUGGGUGUCAGGGCUGGCAGGGAAGAAAUCUGUAAUCCCAGCUCCCAGCCGUCACAGGGCCAUUUCAACUAGCCCUGCCUGUGUCCCAGGGUCCUUGACUAUCAGGAUGUUGUGGGUACUUCCCAGGAAUAACUGCUGCAAGCCUUGAGGGUGCCAGGGGUGCCACCCCGUCCUACAAGUGGGCAUCCCCUGAAGCCGCGAUGGGCUCAGCUCCUGGACUUGCCACAGACAGAGAGCAUAACACAUACUUGCCAGGGAGAGCCUGAUUCAAGGCCACUCAGAGCGUGGGGGAGAGGAAAUGCAGAGCACCGCCAACUACCUGUGGCACACAGAUGAGCUGCUGGGCCAGGGGGCGACUGCCAGUGUGUACAAGGCCCGCAACAAGAAAUCCGGGGAGUUGGUCGCUGUGAAGGUCUUCAACACCGCCAGCUACCUGCGCCCCCGCGAGGUACAGGGGAGGGAGUUCGAGGUCCUGCGGAAGCUGAAUCAUCAGAACAUCGUCAAGCUGUUUGCAGUGGAGGAGACGGGGGGAGGCCGGCAGAAGGUGCUGGUGAUGGAGUACUGCUCCAGCGGGAGUCUGCUGAGCGUGCUGGAGAGCCCAGAGAAUACCUUCGGGCUGCCGGAGGACGAGUUCCUGGUGGUUCUACGCUGUGUGGUGGCCGGCAUGAACCACCUGCGGGAGAACGGCAUCGUGCACCGGGACAUCAAGCCUGGCAACAUCAUGCGCCUCAUUGGAGAGGAGGGACAGAGCAUCUACAAGCUGACAGACUUCGGGGCUGCCCGGGAGCUAGAUGACGAUGAGAAGUUCAUCUCUGUCUACGGGACAGAGGAGUACCUGCACCCUGACAUGUAUGAGCGGGCAGUGCUUCGCAAGCCCCAGCAAAAGACAUUUGGGGUGACUGUGGAUCUCUGGAGCAUCGGGGUGACCCUGUACCACGCAGCUACCGGCAGCCUUCCUUUCGUCCCUUUUGGUGGGCCCCGGCGCAACAAGGAGAUCAUGUACCGCAUCACCACAGAGAAACCAGUUGGGGCCAUUGCAGGUACCCAGAAGCGUGAAAACGGGCCCCUGGAAUGGAGCUACACUCUCCCCAUCACCUGCCAGCUGUCCAUGGGGCUGCAGAGCCAGCUGGUGCCUAUCCUGGCCAACAUCCUGGAAGUGGAGCAGGCCAAGUGCUGGGGCUUCGACCAGUUCUUUGCGGAAACCAGUGACAUCCUGCAGCGAGUUGUCGUCUAUGUCUUCUCCCUGUCCCAGGCCGUCCUGCACCGUGUCUACAUCCACGCCCACAACACGAUAGCCAUCUUUCUGGAGGCCGUGUAUGAGCAGACCAAUGUGGCCCCCCACCACCAGGAAUACCUCUUUGAGGGUCACCUCUGUGUUCUUGAGCCCAACCUCUCAGCACAGCACAUCACCCACACAACUGCCAGCAGCCCUCUGACCCUGUUCAGCAUGGCCAGCGAGACUCCAAAGGGGCUAGCCUUCAGGGACCCUGCUCUGGACAUCCCCAAGUUCGUCCCCAAAGUGGACCUACAGUCAGAUUACAACACGGCUAAGGGUGUGCUGGGCGUUGGUUACCAGUCCCUGCGGCUGGCUCGGAUCCUGCUAGACGGGCAGGAGCUAAUGCUUCGGGGGUUGUACUGGGUCGUGGAGGUGCUCCAGGCCACAUGCUGUCGGACUCAGGAGGUCACACGGACAGCCCUCUUCUUCCUCAGCAGCAGCCUGGGCACUGAGAGGUUGAACAGCACAGCGGAGACACCUGAGGUCCAGGAGCUGAAGGAGGUUGCAGAUCUGAGGUCCAGGUUGCAGACUCUGGCUGAGGUUCUCUCCAGAUGUUCCCAGAAUAUCACAGAGACACAGAUAAGCCUCAGGGACCUCAACUCAGCGCUGGUGAAGAACCGGGAUCAGGUACAUGAAGACAGAAGCAUCCAGCAGAUUCAGUGUUGUGUGGACAAGAUGAGCCUCAUCUACAAACAGUUUAAGAAAUCGAGGAUGAGGCCAGGGCUCGGCUACAAUGAGGAGCAGAUUCACAAGCUGGAUAAGGUGAAUUUCAGUCAUUUAGCCAAAAGACUCCUGCAGGUGUUCCAGGAGGAGUGUGUGCCAAAGUACCAAGCAGCCCUGGUCACACAUGGCAAGAGGAUGAGGGAGGUGUAUGAGACCAGGACCCACCUGCGCCGGGUCAGCUGUUCUGUGACCUCCUGCAACACAGAAGCGCAAGGAGUCCAGGAGAACCUAAGCAAGAUCCUAGACCAGCUAUCCUACCAGCUCCUUCAGGACAGAACAAAAGAGGUACAGACCUCACCACCCCCCAUAGCUCCUCACCCCAGUCCUGCGCCAAAGGACCUGGUUCUCCACAUGCAGGAGCUCUGUGAGGAGAUGAGGUUGCUGGCCUUUGACCUGCAGGACAACAACCGCAUCAUCGAACGAUUAGGUAGACUCCCAUCAGCUCCUGACGUCUGAGCUGUGGUGGGCGUGUGAGGCAUCCAGAGCAUUAGAAUCAUUCACACACUGCUCUUCUGCACUGCGGGACCCAACCCAGGGUGAGAUCUGGUCCCAUCUCAUCAGCCUACCUCCCUCCUGGCCACUGGUCGGGAGAUGUCAUCAUCAGCAUUACCUUCCAAUGUCUGUUCCCCUGGGAAGCUGCACAGCCGACUCUGUCACGAUCCACAGGAAAGUGCAGCAGCCACUGCCUGGACCAUCCUUUGUGCUUUCUCCAGGCUCUGGGACUGCUGCUCUGUCACCCAGGCCUGGAGGCCUGAACCUGGCAAGGCUGUGGGGAAAAGAGACUCCCACAGGCCCUCCCACCCCUUCUGCACUCCCCAGGCAUCAGCAGAGGAGGCCUUCUGGGACUUCCCCGGGGUACAGGUCAAACAACCUCACCUCCAUCUUCCUUCCUCUUCCUCUUAAGGUGUUUCACACUGAAUACCCCCCACCUCCUGGGUCCCCUAGUUUCACCAUGUUUGGCCACAGAUAACACAGAGGCCAGUUGUCCCUCUGUUCUUGGUCUGGAUGAGCCUCAGGUUGAGAAAAUGGGUGGUGGGCCAAGUGCCUGUGCCUCAGGGACUCUUUGCUUGCCUUCUGGCUCUAAUGCAUCAUCUGGUCCUGGGCUGCCGCUAGGCAGUGCUGACGGGAGCCCUGCCAAUGAGCGCGGGCCUGUAAGCCCAGGGCCCUGAGCAGAGAGCAGGCCUGCACCUUCGAGAAAUAGAAUAAAUUUCUCUGUUACUGGGCUGAGAGGCAGGGAAGGUCCUCAGCUGGGUGUACUUGGCAACCAAUCAGGGCUGGGUGGGGAUCUGUGAGAAGCAUUGGAGGCAGCUGGUCUUACCUGAUUCCUGCCUUUCCCCUAAGUGGGCCCAAAUUUCAGGGAACAGCCCAAGGAAGACGUCCUCUUACUCGGGGAGGAGAGGUAUUAUUUGCCAUUCCUUCCAUUUUCCUUACCCUUGUCCUUUGAAGACUUGCAUAAGGUCCUGAAACUUGGGGAGAAAAAAAAAUGUCUAUCUUUUCUUAAACUCCACAUCCACCUUCUAAAUACUUGCUGCUUUUCGCCAUCCCCACUACUGUUCAAAAACACCUAAGCUGAACGCAUGGUGGCCCAUGCCUGUAAUCCCAGUGGUUCAGGAGGCUGAGGCAGGAGGGUUGUGAGUUCAAAGCCAGCCUUAGCAAUUUGGCAAGGCCUUAAGCAACUUAGCAAGACCCUAUCUCUAAAUAAAAUACAAAAAAGGCUGGGGAUGUGGCUCAGUGGUUAAGUGCCCCUGAGUUAAAUCUCUGGUACCCUUCUCCCACCAAAAAACAAAACAAAACAAAAACAAAAGAUGUGGAGAGCUCUGGUGCCCCCCCCCCCCAGAAAGGAAGGGCAAAGUAGACCUAGGCCUAUGACCAGAAAUUCCUAUAAGAAGCUCAGACAUCUGAAGACCCCAUAAACUUCCUUCCCUGCUCCUGGCAAAAAAAAACCCUAGGCUGUGUCCUAAGUAUGUUUUGAAUGUUUACAUUAUUUUUCUUAGAAGCCAGAGUGGUGUCUGGGUAAGUUAUUCUAAUUAAUGCAAACUGCCUGCACAAUUUAGUCUGUUCCCUGCCCGCACCUCCAAGCUUCCUUAACCAGAGCUGCACUACCCACCUAGCUUGGGCGGUGGAGGAAGUGGGUGGGUGGCAGCCCCAGGAGGACAGGAAGAUGAGCAGGGAGCCCCACUAUGAGCUUCAAAUCAUGAAGAUGACAUUGGGCUUGACCCCACAUAACCCCGGAGAUGUAUCCUGUCCAUCUUCAUGGGAGGCUUCAUGUCCUCAGAGGCUACUCCGUCUCAAUUGGAAACUGUUUUGCCCAGUGACCCCUCAGGGCUAGAGUGAGGAAGGCCAAGUCCUGGAGACUGUUGUCCUUGUCUGCUCUGCUGGAGUCAAGUUCAGGCCAAUAGUUCUGGCUCAUCAAUGGCCCCACAGGAAAGUCCCAUAGUGGAUUUUCCCUGGCAGCUGUGGCUGCUCUGGAGCCCAUGUGUUUGGUGUGGCUCAGUGAAAGAGCCAGGGGUUCCCUGAAAGCCAAAAUGCAGAUGUUUGGAGAUGAUACGACUCAGGCUCUGAUCUCAUGAGCAACGCCCAUGAGCUGUGGGGGACAUUCACAGCCGAGUCUGGGCAGAGCUGCUCAGGCAGAUGCCUCCACCCAGCAGAAGCUCUGAGAGCUCUGGUGCCCUCCCAGAAAGGAAGGGCAAAGUGGACAUAGGCCUAUGACCAGAAAUCUCUGUAAGAAUCUCAGACAUCUGAAGACCCCAUAAACUUCUUUCCCUGCUCCCGACAGGGAGUGAUUCCUGACAUAUGAGUCCCAAGAGCUUGUUCAGUUCAUUGGAUGGCUACUGAGCACUAUAGCGUAGCAGGCCCCAUGCUACUGACACUGGCCUGGCCCUGAGGAGCUCACUUUGGGAAGGCAGGCACGACAACAGGAUUUCAACAGCACCGUGGUGUAGGAAUGAAUAGGAAUGCACAGCUCAGGGUAAGAAGUCACCAUCAUUGCAGGGCAGGGUGUCUAGGUCAGACUGGGAGGCGCCAGAGAUGACUUUGGGAGCAGAUGACCCCGAGUGGAAUCUUAGCAGGUGAGAAGGUAAUCCUCAUAGCAAUGGGAAUAGCAGAAGCAUCCGUGUGGAGCUCCUAUGUCCCUGGGGAGUAAGUUAAUGUAGGAAGUCAGUGUCACAGAAAGGGAGGAGCCAGUCCCCAAAGUUUCAGGACACAUUAAGGAUUGUGGGUUUUACCCCAGGGGUGUAGUUGUUACCAAAGGGCCUGGUGCCUCUUUCCAGCUGGAAGAGAGAGCUGUAGGGCGCUCUCUCUCUCUUUCUCUCUCUCUCCUCUUCCCUCUCAGAAUCCACAAUUUCCUCUUGUCCUGGUCCAAGAUGCAGAUUCCAGGACCCAGUUGGAUUGGAUUCCAGAAUCCAAUUGGCAAGGGUGUGGCCCAAGAAUCUGCAUUGUUGAUGACAUCCCUGCUGAUUCUUACCCAAGCUAAAAGCCAGGCAAUGGCAAAAGCCUUACCCCCAGCUUCUUGGGAAGCUAAGACAGGAGAAUCACAAGUUUGAGGCCAGUCUCAGCAACUAAGUCACACGGUGUCUCAAAAAAAUAAAAUAAAAAGGAUUGGGAUGUGG